CUGAGCUGAGAGAAGUUGUGCUAGCUGAGAGAGAGGAUUACCAGAUUCACUGGAAAUAAUAUUAUUUGAAAUUCUAACUUUAUUUAUUUGUAGGCCUUAUUUUUGCAGAACAGAUAAAUAUUGAUCAGAAUGGCGGCCGACUGGUUGGGCAGUCUUGUUUCAAUCAACUGUGGUCCAACUUUGGGAGUGUACCAAGGAGAAGUGUUCUCUGUGGAUCAGACCAGUCAAACCAUCUCCCUCAGACAGCCCUUUCACAAUGGAAUGAAAUGUCCAGUGCCUGAGGUCACUUUCAGUGCUAUGGACAUCAAGGAGCUCAAAAUACUGGAAAUUCGGCACUGCUCAAAUGGAGUCGCUAAGCAGAGUGGUCCUAAUAUGACCGUUACCGCAGCUGGAUACACUGGAAGAAAAGACAAAGGUGGAGGUUGUGGAGUUACCAGCACUCAGGUUAGCAGUGUUCCUGUGUCUGUGCCCAAGGCUGAGCCCAGGACUCGCGAUGGAGGCAUGUCUCCUUCACAGCACUACUCAAAGAGCUAUGUAGAGCGCCAAGUAGAUAUGACUGGUCAGAGUAAAGGCUUCAGACGAAGACACAACUCCUGGUCAUCCAGCAGUAGGGGUCCAAAUCAGGCCACCCCAAAGAAGAAUGGGUCAAAGAAUGGCCAGAUGAAGAAUAAAGAUGAUGAAUGUUUUGGAGACUGCAUGGAUGAGUUUCUAGAUGAGGACUUUGACUUUGAGGGGAACUUGGCUCUUUUUGACAAAGCAGCGGUUUUCUCGCAGAUUGACUCGUCAGAUCGACGGGGCAACAGUGCACGGACACGGGGGAAUCCUGCAGAGCAGACUCCCUCACGCUACCGCCAUGACGAGAACAUUUUGGAAGGAAAGCCAGUUGUCUACAGACAGAUCAUAGUGCCUCAAUCAGGGAUAAAAGAAUAUAGCACUGAUUCAGGUCUGGUGGUCCCCAGUAUUUCAAACGAGUUUCACAAGCGCUUACUGUGCGUGGCUGAGAGUUACGGUCUCUCUCUGGAACGCAGGCUAGAGAUGACCGGUGUGUGCGCUAGUCAAAUGGCUCUCACAUUGCUUGGAGGCCCAAACAGGCUUACCCCUAAAAAUCUGCACCAGCGGCCAACAGUUGCAUUACUGUGUGGGCCACAUGUACAAGGAGCUCAGGGAAUCAGCUGUGGUCGGCAUCUGGCCAACCAUGAAGUGGAGGUCAUCCUCUUUCUCCCUAACUUUGUGAAGAUGUUGGAAGCCAUCAACAGUGAACUUACACUGUUUGGCAAAACUGGCGGCAAACAGGUUUCCAGUGUCAAAGAUUUGCCAGAUACCCCAGUGGACCUAGUCAUAAACUGCCUGGACUCUCACGAGAACACCUUCCUGAGGGAACAGCCAUGGUACCGGGCUGCAGCUGACUGGGCCAAUCAAAACCGGGCCCCAGUGCUCAGUAUAGAUCCUCCUGUAUGUGGGCAAGAGCAGGCUGUGGAGGCUAAGUGGUCCCUCUGCCUGGGCCUUCCACUUCCACUGCCUGAAAGAGCAGGCAGAGUGUACCUGUGUGACAUAGGUGUGCCACGCCAAGUGUUUCAGGAAGUGGGCAUUAAGUACCACUCACCCUUUGGCUGCAAGUUUGUCAUCCCGCUACACUCAACAUAAACAGACUGCAAUCCAGACUGGUAAAGGGGCAGUGAGCUAGAACCUGCCCUAAAUUCCAAAGUAAUUAGAGGCUGGUUUGGCUGAGCUUAUUUUGUUAUGGUACAGAGCCCAGCAUCUUGUUUUGGUUAUUUUUCUUUAAAGCUGUACAACAAUAAUUGGAAUUUAUGGCUCCAAUAAAAGAGACAUAGAGUGAAAAAAGCUCUACACCAAUGCCAGCUUUGUAUGUUGAAUCUUCUGAAUACCAUGAAUCCUCUGACACAUGCUGCUUUUAAUUUUACUGUACAGUGUUUGAGGGAUUCUUCAUUCUUUCCAGACCAAAUGUGGUUUGAUCUGCAGGGUUCAGAUCAGUUUGCAUAGAGACACAGGAUUAAGUGUUGAGUUGUGCAAAGACCAAGAACAGUGCUAAUACGCUCAUAAUCUCUUCUGAUGUCUUUGCUCUAAGGCUGGAUUAACGAGAAUCAUUUCAGAAUCGAUCAAAAAUACUUUCCUGCCAUUUAUUUGAAAUGUCAACAAAUGUGCAUUAUUUGCAAAAGGCUUUUUUUUUUUGCAAUAUGUAUCAUAUUUAACAGUUUCCACUGUGUGUACCUUAAUUCACCAGCUAGUUCAAGACAGUUUUAAUCAUUAGCAUCAGUAGUACACAAGAUGGAGAUUUAAGCUCUCAUCCAAACAUCCACAUUCCAGUUCUAAAGAUAUAUUUUCUGUCCACUCCAUCAAUGUAAGAUGUGAAGAAUAUACAUAGCCAGAAAACAAACCAUUUUUAUUUUUUUGGAAUUUUUAAUGUUCUCAUUUGUUUGGUUCUAAUUGAGCUCGUGUGGCAUAAUGGGAUACAAAUACAGAAAUCGUAUGUUGUUCUGUUUACCUAGGCAUACAUACUGUGCUAAAUGAGAUAUAUGAAUGAUCAAAUGUUGCGACCCCUAAUGUUCAUUCAUGUUCUGUUUUAGUUCUAAGCUGGAGUAUGUUUUAAAAUGUGAAUUAUAAUUUAGUGAACGUGUGCAAACUGGGAUGCUGUGCAUGUACUGCACAUAUAUUGCACUGUUUGUGGACAAUUCGCAUAUUUCUGUAUCUUUAGAAAUACAUAUCAUCCUUGCUUGAAUGCAGUACAGAUGUGUACAACAGUCUCAGUAUGGCCAGAUGAGACUUGGUGAAAUUCCUGAAAAAACUCUUCACAUACCUUAGUCACUGUAAGCUUUUUUUUCUGGUAUGAUUGCAUAAAUGACACAUUAAAAUGAGGUCGAAUUUCAGCUUUA
Molecule: messenger RNA, 2891 nt
Organism: Trichomycterus rosablanca
Lineage: Eukaryota; Metazoa; Chordata; Actinopteri; Siluriformes; Trichomycteridae
Gene: edc3
Product: enhancer of mRNA decapping 3 homolog (S. cerevisiae)
Exons: 7
Coding region: 130-1644 (504 amino acids)
Biological process (GO): P-body assembly; deadenylation-independent decapping of nuclear-transcribed mRNA
Cellular component (GO): P-body
Molecular function (GO): mRNA binding
Source: RefSeq, a predicted model, not a curated record